Molecule: messenger RNA, 2344 nt
Organism: Amoebophrya sp. A25
Lineage: Eukaryota; Dinophyceae; Syndiniales; Amoebophryaceae
Source: the annotation of a GenBank genome assembly
CGACAACGUCAACGGCAAGGUGUAUUGAAACAAAUGAAACAAGACCUAUCCUUAUGGUUUCUAUUUGACGCUCUAAAAUGAACGGAGCAGAAGUAUGCGGAGCGGUAGCUGUUAGAUAAAUUGGAAGAGAAAAAAAUCAUCGAACGAGGGACCAAUAGAAUCUCGUUUGGUUUUGCGGUUUCGGUCAUUUAUUUUCAUAUAUACUUGUGAGUUUAGGGGCUUCCUGCUCUCCUAAAGUUUGCUUGCAAUAUGAAGAUGACCCAGAAGCGAUUGCUGUAGCAGUGAAUUCGCAGAACACCUCUAGAAAGAGCAGCACCUUAGGGGGACAUCUCGAUUUUGUUCAAGAACAAACAUCUCUCAGGUGGUCUCUAUCGGAAGAAGGCUCUUGUUCUUGAGACAAGGAGCCUUUUAUUCCCAGAAUUUGGCUUACUGAUGCUGCAUGAGAAUCGACAUAAAGAACAUUCAUUCCCUUUGUAGUCUUGCUCUUCCGAGACUUCAUCUUCGAGGAAAUUAGUAGCCAUGUUGAUCUUGAGCGGAGGUGAUCCAACGGAGUUCCGCGGCGAGGCCAAGAAAAAAUACGAAACAUGCUUUUGCUGCAUACCGAUAUCAGCAGGAGUUGCUGCUCUGUCAGCAGCAUUGUUCGCCUACGGGAUGGGGACUAUUUGUCUGAACAUGAUUACAUGGUACAGAACAGAAGCGACGCUGGAUAAAGAACCAAGCACCCUUACGGCACAUCUGGCGCCAGCACCGGUUAGCUGUAUUGGGAUGCGCGGCUCGAGUUACACGCUGCGGCGAUUCGUGGAUGUAAAUUGCUAAUGUUCUACUUGCUCAACGUCAAAAACGUUCUUCAUUGCUUCGAUCAUCUCCCGUCUCUCAUACUCAAGGCUCACCUCAUUCUUGUAUGACUUGUAUAUAAUUUAGUACUUGAAUUAUAAUCUUCGGUAAUGGUAAAGGUGAAGGUCAUGGUAAAUUACUUCAGCGAUUACACCGAGAUGAAAACGAGGAGAAACGUCAAUACCUCUUUGUUCUCCCACUGAAGGUAUCUGCGGCGACGUUUAUAGGUUUAAUCGGAAUCCUCGCGAUAUUGGAUAACUCCGGAAAGAAAUUAGUCUUCCUUCGCAAAGGCCUACUUUUGCUUAUCAAUGUUCACCUCUUCGUGUUUGCGUGGGACUUCAUCUACAUCAUGGUACUUGUCCUACUAGCUUGUUCGUGAUUCGUUCCAGACCCUCCUCCAAUUGCAAUUCUACCCUUUCGAUUUAUCCGCUGAGUCUGACUUCUCUAGCAUUUAGUAUCCAUGAACGGUUAUGGAAUUUGGUAACCUGAUUUCGAUCACAAGGCCUAGGAAGACGAGAAUCUCGGUGAUCAAAAUCCGGGACCAGUCGGCUCAUCUAUUUCAACCGAUGUUGAGUGAUGUCUUUUACUCGCACGCGCUCCUCCAUCUCAUCAACAGAUAUGUCCAGAGUAUCCGCUGAACGUUGUCCGAGCAAUGCUGGUUGACGGUUUCCUUAUCGGAAGCAGAAAACAAAGCGAACUAAUGAAGUGGAUCCGAUAUCCGCAAGGCGACGUCAACGAUCUGGCGGAUGUAUUUCAGCUUCCUUUGGUCUUGAUGUUAAUACUUAGGUAUGUCGAUGUCCUAUUAGUACUACAUACUAGGUGAAGCAAAAAGAGGUUGAUGUAGACAUUGUCAUCGUCGUAGACGGUCAUGCCUCAGGCUCAGACUGGUUGAACCCGAAGGAGAAGGCCGAAGGCUCGCAUCGAGCGCAAGAAAGACUGAUCAGCAGGAUCUUCGUAUUCCUCUUUCCCCUAUUUCCCUCAGACCAACGUUUUCGGAUGGUAUUUCCUCCAGUUAUCGGCUUUCUGCCUAUUUCUAUAUUACAUUGCUGUCCGGCUCGUGAAUUACGUCGAAGAGAAAUGUCGAGGCCCAUUGGGUUUAGGGGAGUUCUACGGACUCCGAUCGACGCAUGCAAGUGGUGACGAUGCAACGAACUUAUUUGGUCUAGAGGAAAGGCACCCAUUAACAAAACCCGUAGACUUUUGGUCAGAGUAUGGCUUUGAUGUAGGCGGGAAAUUUUAUGUGAAAAGCGACACAAACGAAUUUGCUUCUGCUGCAUAGUGCUUUGAAACGUUGUAUUUAGAAUAGAACAUAAUUCACUUUCACGACCAUGAUUUCGAAAAAGAAACCUACUCCUAUUAAGGUAAGCAUCGUAUUUGUCAUGGAGCCUGCUGUGAAUGCUUAGCUGCUACGGCUCGCAACUUCUAGGAAAUUAUCGAGCAGUUUUCUUCCUCUAUCGCUAUCCGUCAGUCACCGAACCCGAAUUCGUCACGUGGUUAUGAGAUAGUUGCU